Molecule: messenger RNA, 663 nt
Organism: Helobdella robusta
Lineage: Eukaryota; Metazoa; Annelida; Clitellata; Rhynchobdellida; Glossiphoniidae
Exons: 2
Coding region: 1-663 (220 amino acids)
Biological process (GO): protein lipoylation
Cellular component (GO): mitochondrion
Molecular function (GO): lipoyl(octanoyl) transferase activity
Source: RefSeq, a predicted model, not a curated record
AUGAACAAGAGGCCUUUAGUUGAAGUUAUCAAUCUUGGUCUCAUCAGAUACAAUGCCGGCUUGGAAUUUCAAAACGUGGUCAGAAAAAAAUUGGUUGAUGAAAAAAAUGCAAGUGCGAGGGUGCAGAGGUUAAUAUUUUUAGAACAUUACCCUACCUAUACAAUUGGCAUCCGUUCAAGAGAUUACACGAAAGAGUUGGAAGAUAAAUUAUUGAGAUCAGGAGCUGAUUUUCAUAGAACUGAUAGGGGAGGGUUGAUCACUUUUCAUGGUCUUGGUCAACUAGUUGUUUAUCCAAUUUUCCAUUUGAAAGAUUUCAACCUGACUUUGAGGAAAUAUGUGGACCAGUUACAAAAUGUUGUCAUUGAAACAGCAUCCAGGUUUGGGUUGAAAGCUUAUACAUGUAAACAUGUUGGUGUAUGGGUCAAUGAUAAAAAGUUAGCUGCUUUAGGUAUUCAUGCAAGUCAUUUUGUAACUACACACGGUUUUGCAAUAAAUUGUAACACUGAUUUGACCUGGUUCAAUAAAAUUGUGCCAUGCGGUAUUCAUGACAAAGGUGUUACAUCACUAAGUAAUGAAUUGAACAAAAAUAUUACAAUUGAAGAAGUUAAGCCAGAAGUUAUUUAUUCAUUCAAACAAAUUUUCAAUUGUGACUUUACCAAAUGA